Brenthis ino (lesser marbled fritillary) is the source of this 891-nucleotide messenger RNA. Lineage: Eukaryota; Metazoa; Arthropoda; Insecta; Lepidoptera; Nymphalidae. The record is from the annotation of a GenBank genome assembly.
AUGGAACUUCAAGAUGAUACUCCAGUACUUGGCCUUCAUUUCCAUGUAGUAGGUGAAGGUGUGGUUAGAGUAGGUUCUGGUAGACAUGAGAGGCUUUUUGAUAAGGAGAAUUAUAUUGAUUUUCGAAUGCGUCUCUUAGGAGAACCAGGUCAUAGCACUUCAGUGUUGUCUCCUGGGAUUCAUAGUUUUCCAUUUAAACUGGGUUUGCCUAUGGGGCUGCCGUCCACAUUCCUCGGCACACAUGGAUGGGUGCAGUAUUAUUGUAAAGCAGCCCUGCGGGAACCUAAUGGCUUGACUCACAAAAACCAACAAGUAUUUAUAGUGAUGAAUCCCAUUGACUUGAAUUUGGAACCUCCAGUUCUUGCUCAAGAGUUCGAGCUGAGCGUGGAGCACAAGCUGGGCGUGGGCUGCGUGGGCGGCGGCGCGGUGAGCUGCCGCGUGGCGCUGGACCGCGGCGCGUACGUGCCCGGCCAGAGCAUCGCGCUCUCCGCGCACGUCGACAACCGCUCGCGCACCGCCAUACGCGCCACGCGCGCCGCCCUCACUGAGACGAUCCAGUACAGCGCGCACGGCAAGGUGGCGGCGCGCGAGUCGCGCGAGCUGGCGCGGCUGGCGCGCGGCAAGCUGCGCGCGGGCGGCGAGCAGACGUGGCGCGCCGAGCUGCUGUACGUGCCGCCGCUGCCGCCCACCAACCUGCGCGGCUGCCACCUCAUCUCCGUGCAGUACGAUGUUUUUUUCAUAAUCGAACCGAAGAGUCUAGAGAAGGAAGUGAAACUCCAGCUGCCGAUCCUCCUCGGCACGUACCCGUUCCGCGACGAUGAGGAGCCGCACCCGCCCACCCACUACCCCACCACGCUGCCCGUGUUCCGCCCAUGGCUGCACGAUAAGCAG